AUGUGGUUAAACAAGGCCUUGUCCCUUUCAGUGAUCUGCCUCAACGGAGGGCAAUGGAAUGGAAAGGUCUGUGAAUGCUCCACUGGCUUCACGGGAGAUCAAUGCCAGUAUGCCCACAGGUUCUGCAAGAAUGGAGGCUUCUGGGAUGGGAUCAAGUGCCAGUGCACCACCCUCUACUAUGGGACCGAGUGUGAGCUGCUGGUUGAGAGCAUCGAGAUUGAACCUCCACCGGCGAUAGUCACUGCCCAAGUGGAAAUAACCGUGACAGUAACCAGUGAGAAUUUCAGUGAAGACCUAAAUAACAGAUCUUCCCAAGCUUUCCAGAAAUUCAAAGAGAUAUUUACUAAACAGAUGGAAAUUCUUUAUUCUGGAAUCACUGAGUAUGAAGGUGUCAACAUCAUAAGGAUAACGCCUGGCAGUGUGGUGGUGGAGCAUGAAGUCCUCCUGAGGACCAAGUUCAUCCCAGAAUAUGAGAAAGUAUUGAAGAACGCCUCCCAGGAAGUGAAGGAAAAAAUCAUGACUAUAACCAAUGAGCAAAUAAUGGUUAAUAAUAACUGCUCAGACCUACUGUGUUUCAAGGAGAAUACCACCGAGGUGAAAAGCACUGAAAUUACCCAAUAUGACCCUGAAGCUGAGUGCCAGGAGAAGGCCAAGGAAGCUGGAGAUUAUGCCCAAUACUUCUUUGUGGAAUACAAGGAUGAGAAGCCAAACUGCGUCACUGCUUGCAUGCAGGGCUUCAACAGUUCGAUGGAUUGCAACUAUGGGAAGUGUCAGCUGGAGCGCAGUGGUCCUCGGUGUUUCUGCCUGACCACAGAUACUCACUGGUACCGUGGAGAAAACUGUGAGCUGAGCACUCAGAAGAGUCUGGUGUACGGACUCGUGGGAGCAGCAGGAGCAGUUGUGCUGGUUGUCUUCAUUGCCCUCUUAGUGUUCACGUUGCACUCCAAGAGAGAGGUGAAAAGGCAAAAGUACAAAUUGUCUCAGUUGUACAAGUGGUAUGAAGAGGAUGGUGGACAAGCCCCUGGGACCUUCCAAAACAUUGGCUUUGACAUCCAUGAAGAGGGUUCUAUCAACCUGGACCCCAUUUACAGUAACUUCCAGCCCUCCCUGAGCCACAUAGACCCUGAAACAAAGAUUCAAACUCAGAGGCCCCAGGUCGUGAUGACAUCUUUUUAA
This is a messenger RNA of Loxodonta africana (African savanna elephant), 1176 nucleotides long. Its product is annotated as mucin-17. The record is from RefSeq and is a predicted model, not a curated record. Lineage: Eukaryota; Metazoa; Chordata; Mammalia; Proboscidea; Elephantidae. The coding region runs from base 1 to 1176 and encodes 391 amino acids. The transcript has 10 exons.